This is a messenger RNA of Penicillium paradoxum, 735 nucleotides long. RefSeq names its product p24 family protein. Gene Ontology annotation, biological process: Golgi organization; endoplasmic reticulum to Golgi vesicle-mediated transport; intracellular protein transport. The coding region runs from base 1 to 735 and encodes 244 amino acids. Gene Ontology annotation, cellular component: endoplasmic reticulum; endoplasmic reticulum-Golgi intermediate compartment; COPII-coated ER to Golgi transport vesicle. Lineage: Eukaryota; Fungi; Ascomycota; Eurotiomycetes; Eurotiales; Aspergillaceae. The record is from RefSeq and is a predicted model, not a curated record. The transcript is spliced from 3 exons.
AUGAGCAUCUGGCUGUGCGACUCUCCAAUUGCCCAUUUCCUCAUCAUGGCUUUCUCUGGGACAUCCUCGUCAUGGCUGGCGUCAGCAUUGACUCUGCUUUCUUUCCUUUCUCUCCUUAUCCCCACUAAUGCCCUGUACUUCUACAUGGAGGGCCGGCAAACAAAGUGCUUCUACGAGGAUCUGCCCAAGGACACUCUAGUGGCCGGUCGUUAUGAGACGGAAGUUAUCAACCCCCAGUCUGGCAUCUACGCCAUCGACCACAACCUGAAGCUGCACAUCACCGUCGACGAGACCUUCGACAAUGAUCACCGCGUUGUGUCCAAGCGGGACAGCCACUCCGGCCGCUUCCACUUCUCCGCCGCUGAUCCUGGCCAGCACAAGAUCUGCUUCACGCCUGAUACUGAUGCUACCUCCGGCUGGCUGUCUAACUCUUUGGGUGCCGUCAGGCUCACCGUUGAUAUUGCCAUUGGCGAGACCAGCAAGAUUGAGACCGAGGACAAGGAUAAAAUCAAGGAUAUUGUGCAGCGAGUCAAGGAUCUGAACAGCCGGUUGCACGAUAUUCGCCGCGAACAGGUGUACCAGCGGGAACGUGAAUCUGAAUUCCGUGACCAGUCAGAGACCACCAACUCUCGCGUCGUGCGCUGGACUCUUAUUCAGCUCGCCGUUCUGUCUGCUGCAUGUGCCUGGCAGCUCUCGCACCUCCGGUCAUUCUUCAUCAAGCAGAAGUUGACCUAG